UGACAGAACGUCGCCAUAUUGCUCUUAGCUAGGGCUGCGAGAGAAUUUUUCUUGGUCAACAUCUUCAUUAAGUUGUUUCUUGGUUUAUGGACACUAUGGCGAGCCCUGGGAAGGAUAACUAUCGGAUGAAAAGUUACAAGAACAAUGCGCUGAACCCACAGGAGAUGCGCCGAAGAAGAGAGGAGGAAGGGAUCCAGCUCCGCAAGCAAAAGAGAGAGGAACAGCUUUUUAAGAGGAGAAAUGUGGCCCUACCACCAGGUGACGAGGCCAUGCUGGAAUGCCCUAUCCAGGACCCUGAUGUCAGCUCAACUGUACCACAAUCGGGUGAGGGAGUCAUCACUCCAGACAUGAUUCAGAUGCUCUUCUCAGACGACCCCGACCAGCAGCUCAUAGCCACCCAGAAAUUUAGGAAGUUACUGUCCAAAGAGCCUAAUCCCCCCAUUGACGAGGUCAUCCUGACUCCCGGCGUGGUCAAUAAGUUUGUAGAAUUCCUUCGAAAAGGCGACGACAGCACACUGCAGUUUGAGGCCGCCUGGGCCCUCACCAACAUUGCCUCCGGAACAUUCCUCCACACCAAAGUAGUCAUCGAGACCGGGGCCGUUCCCAUCUUCAUCGAGCUGCUCAACUCGGAGAACAAGGACGUGCAGGAGCAGGCCGUGUGGGCGCUUGGAAAUAUCGCUGGGGACAACGCAGAGUGCCGAGACUACGUCCUUGACUGUGGCAUCCUGCCCUCUCUACAGCAGCUCCUCGCCAACUCCAAUCGCCUCAGCACCACCAGGAACGGUGUGUGGGCGCUUUCCAACCUCUGCCGUGGGAAGAACCCUCCUCCAGACUUCGCCAAGGUGUCUCCAUGUCUGAGUGUGUUGUCUGCGUUGUUGUUCCGGAGCGAUCCUGACGUGCUGGCGGACGCCUGCUGGGCUCUGUCCUACCUGUCCGACGGGCCCAAUGAGAAGAUACAGGCCGUCAUCGAUUCGGGAGUUUGUCGCCGCCUAGUCGAGCUGCUCAUGCAUUUUGACUUCAAGGUGGUGUCCCCAGCACUAAGGGCAGUGGGCAACAUAGUGACAGGCGAUGACAUCCAGACACAGGUGAUCCUAAACUGUUCAGCUCUGCCCUGCCUCCUCCAUCUCCUCAGCAGUCCCAAAGAGUCCAUCAAGAAGGAGGCCUGCUGGACAGUCUCCAACAUCACUGCUGGCAACAGGCAGCAAAUACAGGCGGUGAUUGAUGCCAACAUCUUCCCCGUCCUCAUUGAGAUCCUCCAGAAGGCAGAGUUCCGCACCAGGAAGGAGGCCGCCUGGGCCAUCACCAACGCCACCUCCGGAGGCUCCCCAGAGCAGAUGAGGUACUUGGUGUCUUUGAACACCAUCAAGCCGAUGUGUGACCUGCUGACGGUGAUGGACUCCAAGAUCGUGCAGGUGUCCCUCAACGGGCUGGAGAACAUCCUCCGGCUGGGGGAGCAGGAGGGCAAGCAGAGCGGCACCGGCAUCAACCCUUACUGCGCUCUCAUAGAGGAGGCAUAUGGCCUGGACAAGAUCGAGUUCCUGCAGAGCCACGAGAACCAGGAGAUCUACCAGAAGGCCUUUGACCUGAUCGAGCACUACUUUGGGGUGGAGGAGGAGGACGCCAGCAUCGCCCCGCAGGUGGACCAGAGCCAGGGCCAGUACAUCUUCCAGCAGCAGGAGGGCCCCAUGGAAGGGUUCCAGCUUUAACCCCCAACCCCCACCCUCUCUCCAUCCUAGAACCAAAACCUUGUGGCCCUCUCUAAUCUUCAUUUUAGCCCCCCAAACGACCUUACCCCGAAGGCCUGAGCUUUCAAGGUCCUGUCGGAAGACCAACCGGCUCUCCAUUCCUACCAACUCUACCAAUCGUUGUCGACCUUUACGCCGCCCCAUUUGCCCUCAGCUCAGUCUAUCGGCAAGUCGCCUGUCAAAAUGCCCAGUGGCCUACUCUACUCAUCCCCUGUCUCCACACAAGAGGUGCUACUAGAGGUGCUAGGUCCAGGAGUAGCUGACAACUGGGGGAACGGGGCAUUGUUACAGAGAGCUGGAAGACCAUCUGUGUCCCUCCCUUGUGUGGUUUCGAUCCUCUUUAACUCAUCUAGCCAGCAAAAUUCCCAGAAAAUAUCUGUCAAGACUGGGAGGGAUGGCAAACAUAUCAUUCUAUUUUUUUGUGUGUGUAACAUUAAUAUAAUUAUUAUUAUUACUAUUGUUGUUAUUAUUAUUAUUGGCACUGGUGUCCUCAAAAAAAAAAAGACUUUUUACUUCAUAUCCCUUUUAGAAUGUGAAACUACCUCUGCAGUUAUCGCAAAAAGCACUCAUGUGACUCGUUCAAAUGCACAUGGCCACCAGUGGAGGUGGACGUUUAUGCAGUAGCCUACGUGCAGGUAUUUCCCUCUGUUUAGAGAGGGGUCGCUGAAAUACAGUAGAGAUAUGUACGUAGAAGAAGCAAAGUUAAACGAAACAGACUACAAAGCAACAAUAAACAAACGUACAAGGUGAAUCAUUCAUCGAUCAUUGGAAUUAACUUUAUGGACGUAAUCCCCGUUUUUAAACAAGAGACAUCUACUGGUUCCAUAGCUCAUCUGCCUUCAUAAUCUCUCUCUCUCUCUCUCUCUCUCUCUCUCUCUCGCUACCCCCCCCCACACACACACACACACACACACACACACACUCACCAAGCUAAAUAGCUACAUGAAGCAGUGCAGGACAUCCAGUAUCCAACUCUUUUCCGUGUGUGAGUGUAACAAUUGCUGUUCCAUGCCCCAGGCCACUCUCCGCUCUCUCUUGUAAGAGCACCUGGCCAUCGGGGGAUAUUGUCAUAUCGAGGCCCAUGUACCGUGUUUCUGUGACGUGGAGGGAGGAGGAGGAGGAGGAGGAGGAGGAGGAGGAGGAGGAGGAGAGACUGAGCAGGACGGACUGCAUUUCGGAGUGCUGAGUUCAGUGGAGGCCCUUGGGCCAGUGGCACCCUGGGGUUAUGGGCUGGUGGCAGCUGUCUUGGCAUCUAAACAAGGACUUGCCACUUCUGCCCCCCACCCUUUCCCUGGCUCCCCUCCUUCCUUCCUCCUAUCCUUGGUUUGCUUUCUGUGCUUGUGUUUUGAUCUUUGAUGCAGUCGGUGUGUCAUAGUCAACUUAUAGAAGACAAUUUAUCUCUUUGUUUUUUUUUGUGUUGUGUUACAUUAAAUUCAAAUUUCGGAGAAAAAAAACAAACAUUUUUCAUCUCAAGUAAGCAGAGGAUGUUUUGUGAAUUUCCAUUUCACUUGUAAAAGUGCAGCAGUACUUUCAGAUUUUGACAUCAGGAAUUGCUUAGAUUAACUAAAACAAGGAAAAUAAAUCUGUAUAUUAUAUAUACAUAUGUAAGCUCUGAUUUAGUUUUGUUUUGUUUUGUUUCCUUUGGUGUUUUAUGAGAAGCUUCUGUAAAGACUAUAGGUCGGCAUUAUGUGAAGCUUCAUAUGCAGUAUCUGUGGUAGAGAAAGAAGUGGGAAGUUGCGAUGGAUGUCCCUGCUCUGAUUCCUUGCAGCUCUGUGGAGAAGAGUGGGGUGUCUUUUUUUUGUUUGUUUCCUCUCUCAGAAUCUGGGGUAUGUUUCCCAACAGUGUCGUUGCUAACUUAACUUGCGACUUACUUGGUUGUAAUGCAAUUUCCCAUUGGCAACUUAGUACCGGUAAGUUGCUAAUUGGUUAGCAACAACACUCAAGAAACGGGGUCUCUCGGUGCAGAUAUGAAUUUUCGCCCAUAUUUGCCAUGUGUUGAGGUCUGCACAUGACUACUACUUUUUGGCAAAUUUUGACCUCUUACCAUGUGCACCUGUGACUCAAAUCAGGUCUUAUAGAACCCUCUCUCUCUCUCUCUUGGAAUUGAAAAGUUCUCCCCUGAAAUCAUGUUACUUUUGAGUUUUUGCGCUAUUUUAUUAUUAUUUAUGUUUUAUGAUUUAUUUUCUUUGACAUUUUUCUGUGACAAUUUAGUGUCAGUUCAGAAGGGGAGGUUAAAAAAAAACAA
Messenger RNA from Engraulis encrasicolus (European anchovy), 3990 nucleotides. It is a transcript of the gene kpna5, whose product is annotated as karyopherin alpha 5 (importin alpha 6). Gene Ontology annotation, molecular function: nuclear import signal receptor activity; protein binding. The record is from RefSeq and is a predicted model, not a curated record. The coding region runs from base 87 to 1706 and encodes 539 amino acids. The transcript has 14 exons. Gene Ontology annotation, cellular component: nucleus; nucleoplasm; cytoplasm. Lineage: Eukaryota; Metazoa; Chordata; Actinopteri; Clupeiformes; Engraulidae. Gene Ontology annotation, biological process: NLS-bearing protein import into nucleus.